GCCGGGGGCGGGCGCUUCCUUCGCUCGGGGCCCGUCACGUCGGCGCGGCCUGAGCCGGGGAGAGGCGGAACCGGCACCGGGACCGCCGGGAUCGGGAUCGCCGGGACCGCCGGGAUUGCCGGGAUCGGCAUCGCCGGGAGACCAUGUUCCGCCGCAAGCUCUCGGCGCUCGACUACCACAACCCGGCCGGGUUCAACUGCAGGGAUGAAACAGAAUUCAGGAAUUUUAUUGUCUGGCUGGAAGACCAGAAAAUCAGACACUACAAGAUUGAAGACCGAGGGAAUUUGAGGAACAUCCACAGUGAUGACUGGCCCAAAUCCUUUGAGAAGUACAUGAAGGACGUGAACUGUCCCUUCAAAAUUCAGGAACGGCAGGAAACAGUGGAUUGGCUUCUUGGCUUGGCUGUUAGGCUGGAGUACGGAGAUAAUGCUGAUAAAUACAAGGAUUCUACCCCUGAUGGUGCUAAAAACACUGACAACACAGCCAAAAAUGCAGAGCCACUGAUUAACCUGGAUGUGAAUAAUCCCGACUUCAAGGCUGGAGUGAUGGCCUUGGCUAAUCUGCUCCAGAUUCAGCGACACGAUGAUUAUUUGGUGAUGCUCAAGGCAAUUCGCAUUUUGGUUCAGGAGCGUUUGACACAGGACGCCAUCGCCAAGGCCAGUCAGUCCAAGGAGGGUCUGCCUGUUGCUCUGGAAAAGCACAUUCUUGGAUUUGACACGGGAGAUGCCGUUAUCAACGAGGCUGCCCAGAUCCUCCGGCUGCUGCACAUAGAGGAGCUCCGGGAGCUGCAGACCAAGAUCAACGAAGCCAUUGUAGCUGUCCAGGCCAUUAUUGCCGAUCCCAAGACUGACCACAGACUGGGGAAAGUUGGGAGAUGAAGGGAUAAAGGCUUUCUAGCCCUGUGUGUGCUUAGUGCAAGUAGGAACCACGUACAGCCCCGUUACUCCGGCAUGCGGCUUGAAACGGGAUCGUUUCGCUGUUUGGAAAGAAAACAGGAAACCAAAUUCUGACUCCUGAUGAAUUGUCUUUUUUCUUUUUUUCUUUAAAUAAAUGAGAUGGGGGAAAACAGACAAAUUGUUCUGGUUA
This is a messenger RNA of Empidonax traillii (willow flycatcher), 1086 nucleotides long. It is a transcript of the gene RTRAF, whose product is annotated as RNA transcription, translation and transport factor. The transcript is spliced from 8 exons. Gene Ontology annotation, molecular function: RNA binding. Gene Ontology annotation, cellular component: tRNA-splicing ligase complex. Gene Ontology annotation, biological process: tRNA splicing, via endonucleolytic cleavage and ligation. The record is from RefSeq and is a predicted model, not a curated record. Lineage: Eukaryota; Metazoa; Chordata; Aves; Passeriformes; Tyrannidae. The coding region runs from base 144 to 878 and encodes 244 amino acids.